This is a messenger RNA of Thecamonas trahens ATCC 50062, 3229 nucleotides long. RefSeq lists its product as uncharacterized. Bases 7 to 3198 code for a protein of 1063 amino acids. The transcript has a single exon. The record is from RefSeq and is a predicted model, not a curated record. Gene Ontology annotation, biological process: signal transduction. NCBI's taxonomy places the organism in Eukaryota, Apusomonadida, Apusomonadidae. Gene Ontology annotation, molecular function: 3',5'-cyclic-nucleotide phosphodiesterase activity.
CUGGGGAUGGCAUCAAGGGCGGCUAUACGGCCGGCCCGUGAGCCGCCGGUGACGCCGACCUCGCCCAACGUACCAGGGCGGCCGUCCGAGGUCUCCAAUGAGUCUGUGGUGGGCGGGCUCCGUCGAGACUCGCUGCGGCCGACAUUGACGGCGCGUGAGACAUCGCGCCGGCUGCUGGCCGACUUUCGCCAGCAGUCCAAGACGCGGAUAAGCCGCAAGGAAGCCAUGGGCUACGCCAAGUACGACGCUGAGGUUGUGGGUCCAAUCCAGGCUCAGAUGUGGGUUCUCUACAUCGCCAUGCUCGUGCUCCUCGGCACGGCCGAAGUCUUUGGCUGGGCGCCGUCGCUCCGGGUCCAGAACCUGUACCCGUACGUGGUCAUGGUGAUUGCAGUAAUGGAGGUGACGCGAGUCAUCACAGCGUUCAAGCCCAAGGCCAAGGUUGCGCUCUGGCUCUCGCUCGGCCCGUUGGUGUGGCUUCUCCUCAUUGCGCGCGAGGUCCACAUCAUUGUCGCCGCCCUCUUCCUCCCCACGGUCCUCGCCAUCAACAUGCAGAACGGCGACCACCGGCUCCGGGCGCAGCUCCCGCUCUUUGCGCUGACGUACCUUGUGGUCUACGCCGUCUGCGUCGCGGUUAUGCAGUGGUUUUACACCGACACAACCGGCACGUCGCAGUCGCACGGCCGCGCGCUCGACCCGCCCAUUUCGUGGGCCGAGGAGGCGACGCUCCUCCUGGCGCUGGCCAUGGAAGCUGUUGCCUUUUCCAUGCUCGAGAACUUUACGCACUACUUUGCCGGCACGCUUGUGCGUAACGAAAAGUCGCUCGCUCGCCUCGUCCGUGACAACAAGGCGCUGCGUUCGAUGCUGGCCAACUACGAGCGCGGGCAGGAGUUUGACCUCAACUCACCCAUGUCCAAGGCGCUGGAGGUUCUCCGCGACCUGGUGGCCAAUGACUCGGACCUCGAGCCCGAUGCCAAGAUCCAGCUCCGCGCCGCCAUGACGCUGCUCUCGUCGGGCGAGCUGUUCCAGCCGAAGAACCUCGACACGCUCGAUCCCGAGUACAAGUCGUACAUGGCCUCGAUGCUUGCCAACAACCGCAACCGCCCGUCCGAGUCGCAGAACGAAAACGGGUUUUCGCUCGUCGGCUCGCCGCGGCAAGACACCGCCGCCCAGAUGACACUCAAGACCAUGGGUGCUUCCGGCACCUCGGCUGUUGACGACGAGCUCGCCGCCGACUUUCUAAUGCGCCUGCAGGCCUCGGUCUCUAACGCCACAAACCUGGACAUUGAGGCCAAAAUCAACGCCGCCGCCACCGCGACCAACACGCCGCGGGCCACUGCCGGCCCGUCGCCGUCGGACUCGGGGUCAGACUCAUCAAGCAAAGCUUCGGACGCAUCGACCGAAGGCUCGCUCUCGUCGUCGCUUGUCCGAGUCCUUGACAGCCUCGCUGCCGACCAAAUUGCGCAAGAGUCGCUCUCGUCGUCGUCGAACUCGUCAGACUCGUCGUCGAGCGGAAGCUCGGACUCGUCGUCGUCACUUGGUGACACCGUCUCCUUCACCCACAUCGAAUCGCUCUCGAAUGCUGCACUGGGCAGCUCGAGCAAGAUCACCGCCAGCACACAAGAGCCCGACUCGGGCUCGGGCUCGACCUCGUCGACGGUUGUCUCCAUCUACGACGCCCGCCACUCGCGGUCGACGUCGCGGCUGGCGCCGUCGGCCAGUAUGGCCGAAGUCGACGGCACGUUGGGUGUCGCCCCGGUUCAGAAGGACAAGAAAAAGUCCAAGCGCGGUCGCGCCAAGGGCAAGGGCAAGGGCAAGGGAAAGGCCCGGGGAAAGGUCAGGACCAAGACAAGCCGCUCCGCCCGCAAGCUGGCCAAGAUCAAGGCCAAGGCGCAGGCGCAGGCGCAGGUUCUUGCGCGACUCCAGGCGGUUGUUCGCGCCCGAAUCCAGCGCGCCAUUGUGGCCACCCGCAAGCGCGAGCGGCGCAAGGCGCGGGCCAAGGCGCGCGAGGCGAGCAGCACCGGCCCGCGCGUGGCGCAGGCGCUCGAAGGUGUGCCGGCCAUUGGGGCGCUCGACCCGCGCGAGUGGGGUAAGGUCGAAGUUGUCAUCGACCACCUGUACGGGCACCGGCUUGCGGUCGGGCCCAAGAAGGUCAUCGACUUUGGCGAGCUCUCCAACCUUGUCGACGAGUGGAACUGCGACGUGUUUGCCAUUGGACAGCUGACCGGCGGGCGGCCGCUGUACUACACGGCCGUGACGCUUUUCCGCAAGUUCCACCUUGUGCGCACCUUUGGCCUCGACCCGACGAAGGUGCUGCGGUUCUUUGAGCGUGUGGAGGACGGGUACAUCAAGGAGAACCCGUACCACAACUCGAUGCACGCGACAGACGUGCUCCAGACGGUGGCGUACCUCAUCUCGAACACUGGGCUCUCGCCGGUAGUCACCGACCUCGAGGUCCUCUCGGCUCUCAUUGCCGCCAUGGUCCACGACAUGGGCCAUCCCGGAACGAACAACAACUUUCAGGUGGCAUCGCGGUCGCCGCUCGCGCUCCGCUACAACGACAUGGGUGUGCUGGAGCACUUUCACUGCUCGACAGCGUUUGAGAUCAUGUUUGACCCGGCGACCGACAUCCUCUCGCCACUCAGCUCUGCCCAGUUUGCGGACCUGCGGUCGCUGGUCAUACAAAUGGUCCUCGCAACAGACAUGUCGCAGCACUUUGACUACCUCGGCAAGUUCAAGCUCAAGAUCGAGUCCGAGUCACUCGAUCUCUCGGUCACCGAGGCGCGCAACCUCGUGCUCGAGAUGGCCAUGAAGUGCGCGGACAUUUCGAACCCAACCAAGGACACCGCCAUUUGCGAGACGUGGGCCCACCUGGUCAUGGAGGAGUUCUUCCGCCAGGGCGAGGCCGAGUCCGCACGAGGACUCCCAAUCUCGCCUUUUAUGGAUCGCGCCACAACCAAGACGCCCAAGGUCCAGACCGGCUUCAUCGACUUUUUCGUCACUCCGCUCUACGAGGCCCUCAACAUGGUUCCCGAGCUUGGCCUUGACGACCAGCUCGCCCAGCUCCGCGACAACCGCAUGUACUGGGAGAACCUGGCCAAGGAGAACGAGUCGGUGGCCUCGUCGACCCUCGACCCCAAGUCGACCGUCCGUGGCUCGAUCGUCCGUAAUUCGGUCGAGAGCUCGCGGUCACGCACGUAGUAAAGCAGUCUGCGGCCUUUGGACCGUUCCC